This is a messenger RNA of Aspergillus ruber CBS 135680, 1177 nucleotides long. RefSeq lists its product as uncharacterized. The transcript has a single exon. The record is from RefSeq and is a predicted model, not a curated record. Bases 241 to 1044 code for a protein of 267 amino acids. NCBI's taxonomy places the organism in Eukaryota, Fungi, Ascomycota, Eurotiomycetes, Eurotiales, Aspergillaceae.
GCUGGCCCCGUCAUUUUCCCACUUUUCUUGUCCUGUGCUCCGAUUUCUCUCUUGAUGCUACUGCAUUACACUUCGACUUUUGGCAUUUUGCAUCCAUGUCCUCGUGCCUGAACAUCUCGUCGCUGGAAUUGCUCACCACCAUCAGCGAAUAGGGCUAUGCUGCCAUACCAGCAAGUCUGAUAUCUGCGACGCAUUCUUCUGAUCUAUCUCUUCAAUUUAACCGAGUGAGAGCGAUAAAGAAUGAAUUCGAUAUCAUUACCAUCUUCAUCCUCACCACCGCUACCAUCCUCCUCAUCAAUAACAACACCCCUCCUCAUCCUCCGUCGCUUCCUCUCCGAAACAACCAACACCAACACCGACAACUCUACCACUUUCGCCAACACCAACAAUGACAAUUCAACCGUUCACACCAUAAACCGCCGCUACCAAACCGUCUCCCUCCCCGCAACCGCCUACGGCCGCCUAGACACCUCCCCAGCCCCGGGCACAGUAGUGGGUAUCGUCCUCGGUACUGUCGCGGGAUUCCUCCUCCUCCUUUACCUAUUAUACGCAACAUUCAUCCCCAAAAAACCAAUCGACGAUGCUGCUACCGUCGAAGUCGAGGAAGUAAGACGUCCGCGUGCGCGUCCACGCCGCGCAUGGAAUGGCUGGGGUCGUGGCGGCCGCAGCGGCGGUGGUAGUCGCUACGGCGGUAGCGAGGAAGGAGGCGGUGACUUUGUCGACGUGUACGAGGAAGAGAGCAUCGAGAGCCCGCGCAGAGAACCUGUCAGGGAGAGGGAGAGAGACAGGGGUGCGGGAAGGAGUUGGUGGGGAUGGGGUAGGGGUCGGCAGGCGGAUGAUCGGUCGACGGAUGAUGGGGGGACGGUCGAGGUUAUGGAGGAAGGGGAUGGGUAUUAUGCGCCACCUCCUCCGCCUAUGCCGCCGCCGCCGCCGAUGCAGAGGGAGAGGAGGAAGAAGAGAAAGUCGAGGAGGGCGAGGAGGACGGAUGAUCCGUAUGAACGGGGAAGUGAGGACUGGGGUGCUGCUGGGGGGAGUGUGGAUUAGGGAUAUUAUUUGCGGUGGGCCUAGUUGUGGAGGAUUAUGGGCUGUUGGUAAUGAUUGCUUAAUGUGUGAUGUGUGAUGGGUAACAGUACUGUUUACGUGUUUGUUGACUUGAUCUUUGAUACCCUGUUAAUUC